Botrytis cinerea B05.10 is the source of this 3116-nucleotide messenger RNA. RefSeq names its product BccreA (gene BccreA). The coding region runs from base 985 to 2292 and encodes 435 amino acids. NCBI's taxonomy places the organism in Eukaryota, Fungi, Ascomycota, Leotiomycetes, Helotiales, Sclerotiniaceae. Gene Ontology annotation, cellular component: cytoplasm; nucleus. Gene Ontology annotation, molecular function: RNA polymerase II cis-regulatory region sequence-specific DNA binding. The transcript has a single exon. The record is from RefSeq and is a predicted model, not a curated record.
GACGCUAACGUCUUAGUCUUGUGAAUUCUUUUAUUUUUUCCCCCUCGACGCAAAAUAGCCCCAUCGUGCUCCGAAUCAGUCCCAAGCAGCGUUUUAUGAUACCGAUAAUGUAAUGCAUUUUUUCAUUUUUCACUCCGCGCUUACUUGUUUGAGACCCUUCAUUUGACUUGCACACAAUCUUUGGCUCCUUCGUAUAAGUUGCAAGACCCCCCCCCUCCCCUCUUCGGCAUAUCGUCUUCUCCGUCUUCUACCCCGUCAUUUGGAUCGAAUUGCCAGAUCAAAACGAAGAGAGACAGAGAGAGACAGAGAGAGAUCUUAUGCCCCUUCCACACAAGUUUUUAAUUGCCCCCCGCCCACCAUCUUCACAGUCUCUGCACAAGUCCUGCCAGUAAGCAACUGCGGCUACCACAAGGACAGCAGCCAUCACGACAACCACAACCACAACCACCACCACAACCACGACUCUUCUUUCUACCAACCCAAAUCACAUCAACAGCUCACCCCAACACGCCCCCUCCCACAUUCAAGAACCCACCACCAGAUUCACCGAUUGCGUCCAGCCAUCAACCUUGGAAGAAUCCCAAAGCGAAUCCACACUAGGAGUUAAACAAGAUACACAUUGACACUGACUCCUCCAAAGGUCUCAAUCAAUUUACUCCCGCUUUCCUCUCCGCUUCGGCCUUACUACAACGGAACACAACCCACUUUAUUAAGGCUCACCCACCAUUCACUUAUAUAUCACUGACGAAUUCCCCCAAAUUUCCAUUCACUCCAAAAAAAAAAGUUUUCGGAUUUUUAUUGAAAUUUGGUCUUUGCUCUUGCACUCUGCUCCCCCCUCUCACAACAUCACAUCGCCUCUUCCAACGUCCUCCACGUCUUGCUUGCUAGGUAUCAGGCCGCAGUGAAGGAAUAGGGAAGAAGAGAACGACGGAGAAAAUUAAAGUCGACGUUCGAGAUUACAGUGUUCGUUGCGGCGGCGAUCACAUGCAACGCGCUUCUUCUGCAGUAGAUUUUAACAGUCUACUGAAUCCUCCCCAGUCUGCUCAGGAAUUGGAACACCAAGCUGCGAGACAGAAAUUGGCCAUCAUCCAACAGCAGCAACAACAUCAACGAGAAGCAGAAAUGGCGGCCAUGAGCAUGAUGGCGCCAACUAUGGUCGGUGGACACCAUGGAGAUGAUCGUCAAGACUUACCUCGACCAUAUAAAUGUCCUCUGUGCGAAAAGGCAUUUCACCGUCUCGAACAUCAAACUAGGCACAUUCGAACUCAUACGGGCGAGAAACCUCACGCCUGCAUGUUUCCUGGCUGCACCAAACGAUUUUCCCGUUCAGAUGAACUCACUCGUCACUCGAGGAUACACAACAAUCCAAACUCGAGAAGGAGUAACAAGGCACAGCAAGCUCCACAGAUGGGUGUGGCGAUGCAUUCAGAGUCGAUGGCUACCAUGAUGCCGCCACCAAAUAAGAACAUUACUCGAUCAGCACCAGCGUCCGCUCUUGGUAGCCCAAAUGUGUCACCGCCUCACUCAUACUCUUCAUAUAGCAGCAACUACCUUUCGAGUCUCAACCCUCAUGGAAGAAGUUUAGGGGGAAGCCCAAGUAACGGUCAAGCACCGCUCACCGACAUCAACAUGUUGGCUACUGCGGCGACACAGGUCGAGAGAGAAAGUAGUACCACAGCCACUCAUUACUCCCAACACACUCAACCUCGUCAUCAACCUUAUUACAGUCACAGCAGUCAUAACAGCAGGAAUCAUCUUCCAUCGCUUCAAGCUUACGCCAUGACUAGAGCGCAUUCUCAUGAAGAAGAUGAUCAUUAUGCUCAUCGUCAUGCGAAACGUUCCCGCCCAAAUUCGCCAAUGUCGACUGCACCAUCCUCGCCUACAUUCUCUCACGAUUCUCUUUCCCCAACUCCUGAUCACACUCCUCUCGCCACUCCCGCGCACUCGCCUCGUUUGAGACCAUUCGGUGGUGGAUACGAUCUGCCAGGUAUUAGAAAUCUGUCUCUUCAUCACACUCCUGCUCUUGCACCCAUGGAACCUCAACAUCUUGAUGGUCAAUAUCACACUACUGCUACUCCUACCCCACCAACCACAAGUGCUCCAAGAACCGGUCUCACCAUCUCAGAUAUCAUGUCUAGAACGGAUGGUAGCACGAGAAAAUUACCAGUUCCUCAAGCUCCGGUCGCUGUACAAGAUCUCUCUAGUCCGGGCGAGAUUGGUUUCAAUACAAGUGGACAGAGUAGUACCACUGGUAGCGUUGCCGGAAAUGAUCUCGCCGAUCGCAUGAUUUGAAGAUGAUACUUUAGAAUGGCCUCCAUUUUGGGGCACAUGGCAGUUGUAUGACUUUCAAUAUUUCCAUUUAAAAGCAAUGGUAUUAUGAGUAUUUCAGACAGUUUAAUCUGCACCAUUAUAUGGUUAUUACUCUAUCGGCGUUUGAUCAUCACGAAAAGACACGUGGCCAACAAUAGACAAUCGUCCCGAUUAAUAUCACCUCAUCGAGCCCUUUUGUCAACCACCACUCGCGACCACAUCAGAGUCAACAUCUCGACUCCUCAUUCAACCUUUUAUAUGGUUCAUUGAUAGUUUUCUUUUGCAGCAUGGAUGGGGUUUUUGGUUGUAUACUUAGAGCGGCAUAUUCAAACUAUAGACUACUUUUUUUUUUUGUUAUGGAAUCUAUUGAUUCUGAUUCUCCAGAUCAUGGAGCAUCUCACGGCUGGCACAACUUUUUUUUUUAUGUUUGUUUUCAUUAGCUUUUUUUUUUAUUGUUCACCACGGAUUGGAGCGAAGGUUAAGGAUGCAUUUUCGGCAUUCGUUGGGAAGCGUAAACAUAUCCGGAGGAGGAUUUAUAGACUUGGGUGACGGUACGGACUGGGGAUGGGAAAUGGGAAUGAAUGGGGAAAUUCAUGGGAGGAGAAAUAUUUCAUGCUGAUAGUGGCUAUGAAUGUGAUGGAAGGGGGAGGGAAAGAGUACAGCAUCGGUAUCACAAGGGAUGAAAUGGUGGAUGGGGAAAGGAAGAUGAAGUAGCAUUUAGCUAGCUUAGUAUAGAAUUUGGCGGAUACCAAAUAAUAAGCGAUGAAAUAAAACUUUCAAUAACCCAUUUAAGGAUUUUUUGGUCA